Molecule: messenger RNA, 531 nt
Organism: Durusdinium trenchii
Lineage: Eukaryota; Dinophyceae; Suessiales; Symbiodiniaceae
Source: the annotation of a GenBank genome assembly
AUGUACGCCAAAGUUCUGCACCGGAAAGUUCGCAUAUGUUUUGGACGCAUUCUUCCAAUCUUGGCUCGAUGUCAGGAUGCAGCAACUGUUUAUGUAAGUGGUGUCGAUGUGAUAGAUGGAUCAGCAGUGUUGGACAUAAAACCAUACCAUCCAGUUGACUCAGUUGCAAAAACGGAGGAUUUGCGAUUUGCCAAUUGGCUGCCAGAGCCACGAGCUUCUGCUGAAGUGACCUGGAGUGGUCAAGCUCUUGAUGAACUUCUUAGCUUGCAGAAGCUAUGCCAGUUUUAUCCCGACUCUCGUGAUCAAUGCUUAGAGGAGUUGCUUCUGUUUUUGCGCACUUCAAUCGAGGAAGUGAUAGGUGGGCUUACGCCGCAAUCACGGCAGUCCAAGAAAGAGAACUCAAACUAUUGGGUCAUGGAUUUUGAUAGCUUGAGUGUGGUCUUUCGCUCUGAAGGCCGCCGACUUUUGAGGUUGUGCGAGUACAAAGCGGGGAGCGCCAAAGAUUGUCAAAGGAGUGGCUGCAGGAGCUGA